GGGACUGUCCUGUGGCAGCCGGCGGGCCCAGGAGGACGCCGAGGACCGAGCGCGGCGGCGAUGGAUGACCACAGCCUGGAGGAGUUCCGCCGGCGCUGGCAGGAGGAGCUGGCGCAGGCCCAGGCGCUCAGGAAGCGGCGGCGGCCCGAGGCUGCCGAGCGGCGGCCGCGACAGGCCGAAGUGGCCCCAGGGCGCGGCGAGCAGGCCUCGGGGUACCUGGCGCUGGCCCAGGGCCUCCUGGAGGGUGCUGGGCGACCCCCGGCGGCGCGGGCGACCCGGGCCGAGAGGCAGGAUGCGGCGAGCCGUUCCCGCUCCCCUCCGGCUCGGGAGGGCGCCGGGGGCGGGGAGCAGCUGGUGGACCAGCUCAUCCGCGACCUGAAUGAAAUGGAUGAUGUGCCCUUCUUUGAUAUCCAACUGCCUUAUGAACUGGCAAUCAAUAUAUUUCAGUAUCUGGACAGGAAAGAACUAGGAAGGUGCGCACAGGUGAGCAAGACAUGGAAGGUGAUUGCAGAAGACGAAGUGCUCUGGUACAGGCUGUGCCAGCAGGAAGGGCACCUUCCCGAGAGCAGCAUCUCUGAUUAUUCUUGCUGGAAGCUCAUCUUCCAAGAGUGCCGAGCCAAGGAACACAUGUUAAGAACCAACUGGAAGAAUCGCAAAGGCGCGGUGAGUGAACUGGAACACAUCCCUGAUGCGGUUUUGUGCGACGUGCACUCCCAUGAUGGCGUUGUCGUUGCUGGAUAUACAUCAGGGGACGUGAGGGUGUGGGACACCCGCACCUGGGACUACACAGCCCCUUUCCUGGAAUCAGAGUAUGAGGAGGACGAGCCUGGAAUGCAGCCAUAUGUCUCCUUUGUGAGGAUAAACAGCUCGCUGGCGGUAGCCGCUUAUGAGGAUGGAUUUCUUAACAUUUGGGAUCUAAGGACUGGGAAGUAUCCUGUCCAUCGUUUUGAGCAUGACGCCAGAAUACAGGCACUAGCCCUCAGCCGGGAAGACGCAGUUGUGGCCACAGCUUCUGCUUUUGAUGUUGUGAUGUUACGCCCGAAUGAGGAGGGAUAUUGGCAAAUCACUGCCGAAUUUGAAGUUCAGAAACUGGUUGACUACCUUGAAAUAGUUCCAGAUACUGGAAGGUACCCUGUGGCAGUGGCCACGGCUGGAGAUCUGGUAUACCUGCUAAAAGCCGAAGACUCUGCCAGAACCCUCCAUUAUGUCUACGGCCAGCCCGUCACGUGUCUGGAUGUCUCAGCCAGCCAGGCUGCUUUCGGUGUGAAGAGUCUAGGAUGGGUAUACGAAGGAAACAAGAUCCUGGUGUACAGCCUGGAAGCAGAACGCUGCCUCUCGAAGCUGGGCAACGCGCUUGGUGAUUUCACUUGCGUCAACCUCAGGGACAGCCCUCCCAACCUCAUGGUCAGUGGCAACAUGGACAGGAGGGUGAGGAUCCACGACCUCCGCACUGACAAAAUCGCCCUGUCGCUGUCUGCCCACCAACUGGGAGUCUCUGCAGUGCAGAUGGAUGACUGGAAAAUCGUCAGCGGAGGCGAGGAAGGCCUGGUCUCCGUGUGGGAUUAUAGGAUGAGCCAAAAGCUGUGGGAAGUGCACUCCAGGCACCCCGUUCGUCACCUGUCCUUCACCAGCCACAGCCUCAUCACGGCCAACGUGCCCUACGAGAGGGUGGUGCGCAACACGGACCUGGACAACUUCACCGCUCACAGAAGGCACCGCGGGCUGAUCCACGCCUACGAGUUUGCCGUGGACCGGCUGGCCUUCCAGAGUGCGCUUCCCGUCUGCCGAGCAUCUGGCGACACGGCGCCGGCCUACAGCUACGACCUUGCGCUCGCCUUUCCCUAGGACCGUGGUUGAGGGCGCCCCUCGUGGGGGAGCUGGGAGAAGAAAGCCCCCCCCUCCCGCCCCAGCCUAGCCCACACCUGUCGGACCCCACAGGUUCCUGAACUGCCUGUGGGCAGGACAGUGGCGUUGUUUUCUCUCUCUGGCUCUGAGUGCCACACACUGUCCCUCCUUCCUCCUGCAUCUGCUGCCCUGGUGAUGGGGUGGGUCUCCCCCCGCCAUCCGUACACUACCCUGCAGGGCCCUGCUCGCCACCUUUCCAGUCUUCAAGCCCUUUGCUCUCAGGGGAAUGGGGCUCUGAGAUCACAUAUGCACUCUGGGUGGUCCAUUACCCCCCGCGCCCCCCCCCCCCCCCCCCGUGCAAACCUAGGCUAGCAGGACUCUCUUCUCAGUUUUUACCACAGUUUAUAAUUAUUUAUACACUUACUGCAUUAAGGACUGUUUACUUUGUAUCACAUGUUGUGGACACCACAGAUUAUUUUCUACCAAUCGGCUGCAAAAACACCCUCCACCUAGGAUGGACAAGCUGGAUCCUAAAUCACUGGGCGAAAGCAGGGCAGUACUGGGGAACUCUUCCAAAAGAUUAAGAGGGCAAACCAUUGCAUUACUCUUGAUUUAGACUAUUCUGAGCAGUGGCCACUAAUAUCCCUUCAAAAUAUGAAAGCAAAAAUUGAUAGAACUACAAAGAGAAAGUCCAUGCUCCUAGUGUGUGAUCAACAGAUACAAUCAGUAAAAAAAAAAAAAAAAAAAAUGGAUUCAGAGGAUUUGCUUAAUAGAAUUAGGGUUUUGUGCCUUUUUAAAUAUCCACAGACCACGCACAGAAAAUGGCUGUCUGAAGACCACAAAGACACAUCCAGGCCCAAGUCAGUGGACCCCCUGAUGCAAUAAAAUUAGAUAAAGUGAAAAAAAUGGAAAAUGUGAACCCUCUGGGCCAUGAAAACACUGAAUAUCAAAACCCCAGGGGUGAGGCCAGAGUAGACAAAGAGAAGUGAGGCAAAAAUAGAUAAAUGGAUAGUUGUCACCUCAACUAGUGACCCCAAAAAGGGAGGAAUUAAGGGUUAUGAUGGAAUAGAAAACCAACAAAUCACAAAGUUAAUCAUAACACCAAAACCCUAUGCUGGCCCCAUUUUACACCGGACCAGCCUUUGGAAAGCCAAAAAAAAAUUUUUUUUUUUUAGUGAGUAGAGGGGCAAGUGAGAGAAUCCUAAGCAGACUCCCUGCUGAGCACAGGGCUCGACCCCACAACCCCAAGAUCAAGAGCAGGAUGCCCAGCUGACUGAGCCACCCAGGCGCCUCCAGAAUAUACACCUCUUGAUACAGAAAAGCACAAGGGGCUGUGAGAAACCGAAGAAAGGAGGUAAUUAUGCACACAGGAUUUUCAGGGUGGGGAUGAUCUACCCACAUGAAGCCGAGAGAAAAACGAAGCUCUCCUACUGUACAUGAGUGUAUAAAAUUGGAAGUAUUUUCAGAGUGCCUAAGAUAUUCCAUCGUUACAAACCUCUGUGCAACUCGAUAGGACAGUGGACCCAGAGAAAGAGCCGCACCUGGGAAUCGUCCCUUGCUUUCAGACGGCCUUCUGCUUCCUUUCAACCAAAUUACUUCCGAAAUGAAGCUAGUCUGCAGUUAGCAGAUGAAGUAUUUACUCCUGUUGUCAUGUGGUGCUCUGACCCCCUCGUGACCUCGCUCUCUAAGGUUUUUCAUCUCUCAGAGCCCUAGUGCAACUGGACCGCUAAGUAAACACAUUUUUCUUUUAAGAGGCAGGCCCUUUCAGUUUGAGUUCACCACUCAUCUUACAGAUGUGUUCUCCCUUCCCAGCUUUGCAGCCAUGAAAGGUCCUUGAAAACCCAGAAAAUUCUACCAAAACUAAAAAUAGUUUUAAACUAUUGUCAUUUGCUGCCAACAGUAGUCCAGUAUAAAAUGUCACGAUUAUAGGGGUUUUCUUUCCUCCCCAACCUGUUUAUAACCUCUCUCAAGGAAAAUUGCCUGGUUCUGUGAAGGAGGGUUUAUCAGAUCCAGACUGAAUCCGAGUUUGCUGCUGCAAACUUUACACCGUGGAAGGUGGGGAAAGGACCAGAGUUCCUCUAGAAAUCAACAUUUACCCAGUGACUUAAAGAAAACCCUUUGGCCCACGUCCACCCCUUCCCCUCACCCCACCUUACCUUCAUCCCCGUUGGCUAGUUUGAGGGAGUUUCUUUGCAAGUUCAGAGUUGUGAGCAGAUGUAUCAUUUCCUUUUCUUCUGUAGCUCUUCUGCUGCUCAGACUCUUUCCCCCUCCGUCUCCCCUAAAGAGAAGAAACUCAUGUCACUGGGGGAGCCAGAGGGCCCAGUACCCCAGAGCUCUUGGGUCUUAAAAUGUCAUCUGCCUUUUGCUUAUACUUUAUAAAAUGUCUUUUGGUUCUAAUAAAUUUUUAAAAUCCG
This is a messenger RNA of Zalophus californianus (California sea lion), 4259 nucleotides long. RefSeq names its product F-box and WD repeat domain containing 8 (gene FBXW8). The record is from RefSeq and is a predicted model, not a curated record. Gene Ontology annotation, biological process: protein ubiquitination; cilium assembly. The coding region runs from base 61 to 1845 and encodes 594 amino acids. Gene Ontology annotation, molecular function: protein binding. The transcript is spliced from 11 exons. Gene Ontology annotation, cellular component: Cul7-RING ubiquitin ligase complex; centriole; ciliary basal body. Lineage: Eukaryota; Metazoa; Chordata; Mammalia; Carnivora; Otariidae.